UCAUAGUUGUUAGUUCUCUCCGGAGAGUAGCUUGUACAAUUAAUUUCUUGACUUUGAUUCCUACUUAAUUAGCUACUUGACUGCAAUUGUGACUAAUUAAUGUUUAUUUUUGACUGUUAUCAUCAUCAUCAUUUGACAUUGCAGCGAAAUUCAGUACUAACGUUUUUUUUUGUAUAUUGAUGAUCGAGUGACUUGACUCUCGAGUGCGAAUUGCACUUGCGAUAAAUUUGUAAAAAGUAAAACAUCUCAUCGCGAAAAUGGAGACUUAUCUUAAUAUUGUUAAAAUAAUUGCCGACGCGGCCGGCACGACCGUGGAAGUGAGGAGUAAGGCGGUCGAAGAUUUACUCAAUUGUAUUGAUACGGUAAUAUUGGAAAGUUCAUACCAGUUGUGGUUAGAUAAUUGCAUCCCAAUGUUACUGAAAUGUUUGGAAGGGGAGCCCCAGUUUAUUACAGAAUUGCCGGGACAGCAAUUGAGAAAAGGGAUUUUAGAGACCAUACAUCGUCUCCCAUGCAAUGAUAUGUUGCGGCCUCAUUGCAAAAAUAUUUUGAACGUGGUUUUUAAAAUUGUAGAAACAGACAACGAGGAAAAUGUUUUGAUCUGUUUGCGAAUCGUGAUCGAGUUGCAUAAACAAUUUCGUCCACCCUACGCGACGGAAGUGCAGCAGUUUUUGAACUAUGUGAAGCAAGUGUACACCGAGUUACCGGCGUACAUGGACAAGAUUUUUGACCCUGCGCUUCGCGGAACCAUUUUGAUUCCUGACAUUUCUCAGUUGAAUAUUGCAGAAGUGCUGGGGGAGAGGUUUGCGGCCACACAAGUUCAGACGGAAAAAAUGAAUCCCGAUGGCUCUCCAGUCACGUUUACGUUGCAACCAAGAGCCAAAACUUCUCUUAAAGUGUUACAAGAACUGCCAAUCAUCGUUGUUCUCAUGUAUCAAAUUUACAAAACAAGUGUCCAAACCGAGGUGGGUGAAUUCAUUCCGGUUGUAAUGUCAACAAUUUCGCUACAGGCGAAUCAAGAAGCUAGGGAUAAUCCUCAUUUCAACAAAGAGGUCCUCGUAGAGUUUAUGGGAGCACAGGUUAAAACGCUGUCGUUCCUAGCGUACAUUAUCAAACUCUAUCAAGAUCUAGUGAUACAGCACAGCCAUUUAUUGGUCGCUGGGAUGAUUAGUCUUCUCAAAUCAUGUCCCAUGGAAGUGGCAGGCUUGAGAAGAGAGCUGUUUAUUGCGACAAGGCACAUUAUGGGAACGGAACUGCGAUUCAAAUUUGUUCCGUAUAUGGAACAGCUUCUGGAUGAAGAUGUCCUGCUAGGAAAGGGAUGGACAGUCAACGAAACGAUGCGACCCUUGGCAUAUAGCACCAUGGCUGACUUGGUCCAUCAUGUCAGGCAACACUUAUCUUUGGUCGAUUUAAAUAGAGCCGUUCUAUUUUUCUCUUGUCAUGUUCAUGAUGAAAGUAUUCCGCUCAGUAUUCAGACCAUGUCGUGCAAGCUUAUGUUCAACCUGGUUGAAAGCAUUCGUCAUAAAUCAGAGGCUGAAGGUGGAAACGGCCGUGAAAUUCUUAUGAGAAUGCUGGAUGUUUUGGUGUACAAAUUCAAAAUAGUAGCUGAAGUUCAUAUUCCUUACUUUCAAGAAAAGUAUAUCAGCUUAAAAGAAGAUCAAGCUUUAGUAGUACCCGUCCUGGUUCCAAACAAGAAGCUCUGGAACUAUGAACCAGAUGAAAUUCUUCCUAAACACAGCGUUCCGGACGAUGUGAAACGUUUCGGCUUUCCAGUUUCUCCCAUGCAAACUUAUUCUUUCUCAGAUUGCAAGAAUUUGGUGAAAACAAUUGUUUGUGCUGUAAAAACAAUCUCGUGGGGAAUUGCAUCCUGCAAAGUUGGAACCAACGAACCUGCAGCCAGUACUCCAAACACAUAUAAGCAAUUUAGUGCAAAGGAAACUGAAGUCUAUCUUCGGCUAAUCAAGUGGGGUUUGCGAGCGAUCGAUAUUUACGCCAUCACCGGACCCGUCGUUCCUCAAAAUGGUUCGGCGUUCACGGCUGCUCAGCGACCUUUGUACUCUCAAGGGGUUCGUUCCAAGGACGAGAAGGAAGUUUUGGAACAUUUUGCUGGUGCUUUCACCCUCUUGAACACGUAUACCUUCAGAGAGAUAUUUUCUGUCAGUAUUGAUCUCCUCGUUCAAAGGAUUCACGAAAACAAUGCGCUUCAAGUUGUAACCAACAACCUUCUUGCUAAUCAAGCAACUUCUGCCAUUUUUGCUACCAUCCUGGUAGAAUACCUGCUUAACAAAAUGCCAGAAAUGGGAGACGACGUCGAGAAGAGCAAUUUGUACCUGAGACUAUUUAAGCUUGUGUUUGGAUCCGUUAGCCUCUUUCCAAAUGAGAAUGAACAAAUGCUCCGCCCACAUUUACGCGAAAUUGUCAACAAGUCGAUGGAGCUGGCAAUGAAUGCAAAGGAUCCGUUCAAUUACUUUCUUCUGUUAAGAGCUCUCUUCAGAUCCAUUGGGGGUGGAAGUCACGAUUUACUCUAUCAAGAGUUUCUUCCUUUAUUGCCAAGUCUGCUUCAAGGUCUCAACAGUUUGCAGUCUGGUCUGCACAAACAUCAUAUGAAAGACUUGUUUGUAGAACUAUGCCUCACCGUCCCUGUUCGUUUAAGCAGUUUGCUUCCAUACCUGCCAAUGCUAAUGGAUCCCUUAGUAUCCGCACUGAAUGGUUCGCCAACGUUAAUAAGUCAAGGCCUGCGUACUUUGGAACUCUGCGUGGACAAUUUGCAACCAGAAUUUUUGUAUGAACAUAUCCAACCAGUUCGAGCUGAUUUGAUGCAAGCUUUGUGGCGAACUUUGAGAAAUGUACACGACCCUACAGCCGUCGUUUCAUUUAGGAUUUUGGGGAAAUUUGGUGGCAGUAAUCGAAAGAUGCUGGUUGAACCUCAAAAGUUGGAAUAUAGCGACGGAACAAAUAUUGGGCAGUGCAUAACCCUCACCUUUGCAGACCAUAAAACUCCAGUUCUACUCCCACUGGAAAAAGUGAUCGAAGUCGCCGUUCAAACUCUACGUUCAACAAACACACCAACCACGUCCGAGCUCUAUUAUCAACAACAAGCCUGGAGUUUUGUUAAAAUAUUCGUUUUUCAAUCCUUUGAACUGGAAAGCGAUAGAACAUUGGGCAACAAGAUUUUACUUCAUCACAGAAUGAGUGACAGUGAUAUGAUCACUCUCCUUCCAAUCCAUCGUGGCGAUGAUAAGUACAGAUCAAUUCUGAUUACAGCUCUAUCCGGGUGGUUUAUUGCGACGGGUGUGAAAGAAUUGAGAAAGUCGGUCUACUCUUUUCUCGUCCCACUUUUACGGCACAUGGCGAUGGUGAUGACUGUGCAACAGACAGGAAGUUUUGCGGGGAGAGGAGUCAACAUGGACCCCUACAUAAUUUUCGACGCAAUGGCAGCCGUUCUUGCAAAUGAAGAGAAAGAUUUAAAGAGACCCGUUCUUUUUGGACUGUCCGUGAUAAUGAACUGCGUCAUUAAUCUUGUACGAUCAAAGGAUGUGGCAUGUUCACUUCCAAUGAUUGGCUACAUCACAGACAAGUUUUCCGAUCUCUGUUAUAAGAGAGCAUGGUACACCAAGAUGGGAGGAUGUCAAGCCAUUAGCUUUUUCUUGGACAACAUGUCCCUCCGUUGGACCCUCUCCCAACAAGGAACCAUUCUUCGAGCAAUGUUCUUUGUCUUGACAGACUUAACCAAUGAAGUUUCUGCCGGAACAGUUGACCUCGCAAAAGAAAAUUUAACAAAAAUGAUUCGAAUUUGCUGCGCCUGUUCUGAUGACAACCUUUCAUCACUUAAGAAUAGUUGCAUAAGUGACAUGACGAAGGAGUUUACUCGACAACUCACCUCCCCAAUUACAAAUAUUCGUACUCAGUCCAUGAAAGCAUUAGAGUUAUUGGCAGAAAUUCAAGGAAAAACUAUUUCUGCAGUUAUGGAACAACACAAGGACGUUCUGAAUGAAAUGGUCUUACCAAAGAAACAUGUAAUUCGACAUCAAUCGCUCCAAUGUCAGCUCGGAAUUUUGGACGGAAUUACAUUUUGCCUCAGCCUGCAACCCACUCUGUACCCGUUGGAUGCUACUGCACAGGAGACCAAGGUUUUCAUCAACGAAGUGAUGGCCCUUAGUGAUGCGGAUGACAAUGCAUUGUCGAAACUCCCAUGCUACAAAAUCGUAUCCAGUCUCAUCCCCAUCCGGAUAUCUUUGUUGAAUGUACUCGCCUGUGUUGGGCACCUCGCCCCCAUCAAGGAUAAAGUGGCCGGAAUCUUCCUCAAAGCUAUUGGAUCACCAUUCGCAGACCUUCAAAAAUGCGGAUACGAAUGCCUAAAGAAAUUUUCUCAUGGUUUUCCUGUAGAUUUGGAGACUCAAACGACCGCAGUUAGAAUGGCCUUGUCAGCCCUCACCAAUAUUCGAACUGUGACCCAGCCCGUGCUGUCUCAACUCUCAUAUUUGUACCAACUUUUCCCACACGCCAUCACUGACAAAGUUUGGGAACAAUUACUCCAAUUGUACAAAAAGUGCUUAGAGUUUGCCCUCGUGUCACAUCAGAAGGCUCCUGCCCGCACUGGUGUGCACGAACUGAAAAUCGCUGUAGCCAUCCUGGACAUGUUCCAUCUCAUCAAUGCGGGUUCCACUGCAGCAAAGCUUAUGGAAAUUGUGACAAAAUUUUGCCUCCAAGCGGAGAAGGCACUCAUGCUCGGGAAAGGAUCUCCUCUUCGUCUUCCACUUAUGAAGUUUUUAAUAAAACAACCCAAAGAAUUUAUCGACAUUGCAUUCUCCGCUCCAUACAUCCAGUCUCAAGAGUGGAAUCGCUUCUUUAUUUGCUUCCUGGAACAAAGCGAAUCGGAAAAGCUUCGAGCGUGUUUAAUCUCAAAUCCUUCGAAACUCAUUCAUUUUCUUAACAUUAAGAAGAAUCCAACCAUGCCAGGCCCUACUCCAAUUCAAACUGCCCCAACUGCAUCUCAACUCUGUCAACAAGGGCAAGCACCUCAACCUCCUCCUCCAGCCCCCAACAUGGUCACCCUCACUCCUGCAGAGCAGAUAGAAAUUCAAUACUUUGCUGUGAAGGUCAUGUCAAUUCUGAGUGACUAUGAUGAGGAUUGGAUCUUGGGAAACACAUCAAACCGUGGCGAAGUUGUCCAAGCACUCCGAAAAGUUUGGGAGAGUGCAGAAUAUCAAAAUGUGUGCAACAGCACGUCCUCCAUGUUUAUGACCCAGCCGGCCCCACCUCCAAGUGCUGAUCCCACCGUCGCCGUGGCAUCUCCCUCCACACCUCCUAUCCCAAUAUCGUCAUCUCCCAAUUUACACCUGUCUCUCAGUAAGCUUCAAGUACAGACGUGGAAAGAGCCUCAAAUGAUUGCCAAGCUGCUGCUCAGUUACUACCGAAAAAACAAUGGAGACUUUGACAUGCUCUUCAAACUCUUGUUAGCGUUCUGUGGUAAAUCAAUAUCUCAAUAUCACUUUCUGAAGGAAUUUCUCGACAAGACUGUCACAAAGUAUAGUGUCACCUGGAAGCGGCAAGCGUUCUACGCCUUCUCCAAAUUUUUCCACGAUCCAAAAUGCGCCGAGGAGCUGAAGGCUAAGAUAAUUCAGUACAUUUUGAUCCCAUGUUUUUCCUACUGUUUCGAUAAAGGUCAAGCAGACGAACUUAUCGGCUCCAGUCCUGAACCAGACAUUGCUAACCCUAACAAUCUUGUUAACAUCUUUAUCCUUAAUAUUAUCGAUCCUGAAACUCAGACCACGAUUUCCGACUCGGUUAGAAUUUUACUGUAUCAAUUCGCCUGCCUUUUAGUGGACCAAGUCCCCAACCACAUUCAUGACGCUUCCAAUAAGAAGCAGGGAGUAAAAUUGAAGCGCCUGAUGACCUUCACAUGGCCAUGUCUCCUUUCCAAGAGCUGCGUCGAUUCGAGCACCAAAUACUACGGCCAUCUCCUUCUUUGUCACAUCAUCACCAAAUUUGCCCUCAACAAAAGAAUUGUUCUGCAAACGUUUCACAGUCUGCUUAAGGCAUCACUGAUGGAAGCAAAGUCAGUGGUGAAGCAAGCUUUGGACAUUAUCACACCUGCGCUUCCCUCCAGAAUGGAUGAUGGCUACACCAUGCUCAUUCACUGGACCAAGAAGAUCCUCGUUGAAGAAGGUCAUUCCUUGGGUCAGUUGAUGCAUCUUCUCCAACUCAUUGUUCGUCACUGGAAGGUCUACUACCCAGUUCGUCAUGGGGUCGUUCAGCACAUGGUGUCCGGGAUAACAAGACUAGGUUUCACUCCUACAAGUACAUUUGAUCAGAGGAAGCUGGCUGUCGAAAUGGCCGAAGUGAUAAUCAAGUGGGAACUAGAACGAAUUAAAAAUGAGAUUCCGGAAGGGGAACCACCGGAUGAAAAGAGGAUCAAGUUGUUAUCCACUUCCCCCUCCCCAUAUGCAAAAUUAACUGACCCUGCUACAGAUGCGAGCAAACCUUUGGAUGCAACCCAUAUCGAAGCCGUGCUCAGUUUCUUGUUGAGAAUAGCAUGUCAGGUGAACGAACCUAAUCCAUCAGCAGGAUCUCAAGGCGAACUUCUGGCAAAACGAUGCAUUACUCUCGUGAAGCUUAUGCUCCGGCCAGAAGUUUGGAAACAAGGGGAACUGAAAAUCCAAUGGUUCGAAAAACUCUUCGCCACUCUAGACUCCCCACAAGUCAAUUAUCCCAACAUUUGCACCGCUCUCGAGUUGUUGGCAUACAUUAUUGGGAUACUGGAUAAGCCGGCAGUGCUAGAACACAUGAAGUUUCUACAGAAAGGCAUCACUGCUUGUAUGACUUGUCAAAAUAGCAAAGUCAUCCGUCAAGUCCACCAACUGCUGACCAAGUUGACAAGUAUUUUUCCCACCGAAUUCCCCGGUGGCUCGGGAACCUCUACAGUUGUGAAAUAUGACGAACUUGAGCCAUUGUACACCUGCGUGAGCAAAGUGAUUUACGAAGGACUCUCAACGUAUGACAAGCUGACUAACGCUAAUCCACAAACACUCUUGGGUCCAAUAAUGAUGUGCAAAGCUACCUGUUCCAAUAGCCCAGGCUACAUUGACAGAAUAAUUACUGCAUUUAUGAAAUGUCUCCAGAAAUUAGCUCGUGAACAUUUAACGCCUGCUGUGAAUGAUGCAUACGUAGCCACUGAACUGCUCAUCAUUAGCUUGGAGUUGGUUAAAAACCGCGUUGGAGUCAUGGGCGGAGAAAUGAGGAAAGCAUUCAUCGGUCAAGUUUUGGUUAGCCUCAUAGAAAAGUCUACAGAUACCAAAGUAAUCGGAGCUAUUGUCAAGAUGCUUGAAGAUUGGGUCAAGAAUCGGGCUCCACAUGCUGUAAACCAAGGCCCCACCAUCAGAGAAAAGUCCAUCCUCCUCGUAAAAUUGAUGCAAAAUGUUGAAAAGAGAUUUCCUACAGAUCUCGAACUCACUGGAAUGUUUUUGGAGCUUAUCAACUUCAUUUAUCGAGACGAAUCUUUAAAAUCUACCGAACUCAAUGGCAAAUUAGAGCCGGCUUUCCUCUCUGGACUCCGUUGCGUUCAACCAUCCAUCCGAGACAAAUUCUUCCAGGUGUUCGACACUUCGAUCCGACGAAAACUGCACGAACGACUCAUGUACAUUGUUUGCAGUCAGAACUGGGAAGCGAUGGGGCCUCACUACUGGGUCAAACAAUGUGAAGAACUAUUAUUUGCCACAGCUUCAGACGUGGCUUUAGACAUUGCUCCUAAAGAAUCCAUAAUUCCGUCAGAAUCGUAUGGAUUCUCCCUCCUUGAUCAACCCCUGAAGGAUGCCUUUUGUCCAAUCAACAUGGAAACGACCGUGGUAGAUGUUCGUGAACAUGAAAUUGCAUUUGUACAGCAGUUGGAGAAGGAUGUGGAAGCGUUGCAAAAGCUAUCAGACAGCGAGGAUGAAGCCGUAAUUGCUGAAUCUAUAACAAAACUAGAGGACGCCUUCUUAAACGAGGGAUGGAUUGAGCCCGCACAUCCUGACAGAAAUAUGAAGUAUAUAUUGAAACGGGAGAACGAUUUCAUUCAAUAUGCAGCCAAAGGGUUUACGACUCACUCUCUCCUUCAACCCAUGGUCCAGCUCUGCCAUUUGGACACUACACUAUCAGAGAAGAUUUGGAUCUCGUUUUUCCCAAGGGCGUGGAAAAUCUUUACGGAAAAGCAACAACUCGCUUUGGCUAAUGAGAUGGUCCCCUUUCUGUGCAGUGGGGUACAUGCUAUUCAGCAACAUUGUCAUCCUAGUGCAUUAAGCACCUUUGUUGAAGCUCUUUGCCAAUGUACUCCUUCAAUACCAAUGAAACCAGCUGUCCUCUUCUACCUGGGAAAAUCUCACAAUUUGUGGCACAGGAUGAGCCUUCUACUUGAACAACUCGCGUUGGACUGCAGUUUAGCGCCUCCUCUGAAAGCCAAGAAGGACACUCCCAUAGAUUGUUAUGAAUUUGAGCCAACCACCAGCACACCGUCCCCUGCUACGACCACUGUCCAACAACAGGAAAUCUUGGACUCUUUAGCUGAACUGUACUCAUCACUGAAAGAGGACGAUUUAUGGGCCGGUCUUUGGCAAAAGCGAGCAAAGUAUCCAGAGACCAAUUCAGGCAUUGCCUAUGAACUACAAGGCUACUAUGAAAAAGCACAAGGGUGCUAUGAGGUGGCAAUGACGAAAGCGAAAUCAGAAUCUGUGAAUUCCCUGAACUGUUUUAGUGAGCUAAAAUUGUGGGAGGAUCACUGGACAAAAUGUGCAAAGGAACUCAAUCAAUGGGACUUUGUGCUGGACUACAGCUCGUCAAAGAGUGGUGCAGAUCCUUUCGGUGUUUUGGAAGCUUCAUGGCGUAACUCUAAUUGGGCAACUGCUAAGGAAGCGUUGGCCCAGGUGGAAUUAGGUUGCCCAAAAGAAAAGGCAUGGAAGGUUCACUUGUACCGUGGCUAUUUGGCAGUCUGUUUUAGCGAAGAUCAAAAUUUAUCCAUUGUCGAGCGAUUUGUAGAAAGUGCUCAGACUUUGUGUAUCAAGGAGUGGAAACGACUUCCUAAUCUCGUGGCCCCAGUUCACGUCCCAUUGCUUCAGGCUGCUCAGCAGGUUGUGGAACUGCACGAGGCCACUUUGAUCCACCAAGCCCUAUUGCAUGCCCGACAAAACACGAUGAAUGAUACAAAAUCGGUAGUCAAGACUUGGAGAAAUCGACUCCCUUGUAUUUCCGAUGACCUUAGUCACUGGUCUGAUAUAUUCACGUGGAGGCAAUUGCACUACCAAUUUGUCUCUCAACACUAUGUUGAGGGAAGUAGUGAUCAAGGGAAUCAGACCAUGUUGGGAGUACAUGCGUCCGCACAGGUUCAGAUACACAAUUUUUCAGUGCAUCAGCUAUGCCAGGCCAUCUGUCAUUUUGGGAAAAUUGCAAGAAAACAUAACCAAAGCGCUGUGUGUUUGGAUUCAUUAUCAAAAAUUUAUACGAUUCCCAGCGUACCAAUUGUCGACUGUUUCCAAAAGAUUAAGCAACAAGUCAAGUAUUACAUCCAACAGUCUCAAAUUCUCGGAAGGAAUGAGCUCUCAGAGGCUCUGGAGAUCGUGGAAUCUACAAACCUGAAGUAUUUCUCAAAGGAAAUGACAUCGGAAUUCUUUGCGUUAAAAGGCUCCUUGUUGGCACAAAUUGGCCGUUCCGAUGAUGCAAACAAGGCAUUCUCUGCCGCCUGUCAAAUGCAUGAUGCAAAUUCAAAAUCUUGGGGAUUAUGGGGUGACUACUUGGAAAGUUUAUUUACUCGCGACCCUCGCAACAUGACCCUUGGAAUCUCUGCCAUCACUGCGUUCAUGCAUGCUUGUCGACACAACCAAGAAACUAAAGCUAGGAAAUACAUUGCUAAAAUCAUUUGGCUGCUCAUGUAUGACGAUGAAAAGGGCGUUUUGGCUGACACAGUUGACAAGUACUGUAUGGGAGUGCCUCCAAUCCAAUGGCUCCCCUGGGUCCCACAACUUCUCAAUUCGUUAGUCCGUCAAGAUGGAAAAAUGGUAAUCAAUCUGCUCAAUCAAGUAGGAAGGAUGUACCCACAGGCAGUAUACUUCCCAAUUCGAACACUGUACCUUACACUCAAAGUGGAACAACGGGACAAGGUUCGAAAUGCCGAGAUUAUGGCGGCUGCUGCAAAGGCAAGUUUGAUGCAGGAAGGGUCGCCCAGUCCAAGUGAUGGUCAACCAGGUGUUGCUGCUUCUCCAGCGGCUGAACAAGCAAUCCGUGCUACACCUAGCAUGUGGCGGUGCUCAAAGUUAAUGCACAUGCAGAGAGACCUUCAUCCUACGAUUUUAGCCAGUUUGGAAGGCAUUGUAGAUCAGAUUAUUUGGUUCCGUGAGAAUUGGUAUGAAGAAGUUUUGCGUCAAUUGAAGAAUGGUCUGGCCAAGUGUUACGCCAUAGCUUUUGAGAAUCGAACAAAUCUUUUAGAAACGACAAUAAGCGCACAACUUCAAAACUUUGUCAAGAAAUUGGUUUCCAUGUUUGGUCAUGGAAGUCCACUAGGAAAUCCCCCCGUUAUGACUAGUGGAACGGGAACAACACCAACUAUCGAGGCCCUGCUGCUGAGACGUUCAAGUACCCAUGACCCUUCAUUUCAACAAAUGAAGAUUCAGUUUUCUCUAGAUUUUGAUAGUGCAGCUCCUGGUGCAAUAAAGCUACAUAACCUGAUUCAAAGAUUGCGAAAGUGGAUCAAGAUCCUUGAAGGGAAAUGCAAACUGUUUCCAAAGUCUUUCCUAAUGGAGGACAAGUACCGCUUCUUGCUCAACUUUAACAGCCAAAUUGCUGAUAUCGAACUCCCUGGAGAAUUUUUGAUUCCGAAACAUGCCCACUACUACGUUAAGAUUGCAAGGUUUCAGCCAAGAAUUGAAAUCGUACAAAAGCACAACUUUUGCGCUAGAAGAAUUUAUAUUCGAGGUCACAACGGGAAAAUCUAUCCAUACCUCAUUGCUCACGAUUCCUGUCUAAGUGAUGCACGAAGAGAAGAACGAGUCGUGCAAAUGAUUAGAAUGUUGAAUCAUUACUUGGGACGACAGAAGGUUACUGCGAAAAGAAAUCUACGAUACACUGUCCCCAAAGUUGUUCCAGUAUCUCCACAAAUGAGACUAGUCGAAGACAAUCCAGCAUCUCUUUCUCUCCUGGAUGUCUUUAAAAUCAGUUGUGCAAAGAAACAGAUUGAGUUCGAUGCUGCAAUUGGAAGAUAUUAUGAAAAAAUUGCUAACACUCAGCUGUCCGGAACUAUUGUCAGAGGAGGUCAAAUGAGUUCACAAGUACUGAGAGAUAUAUUACAUGAUAUUCAAAUAAACCUUGUUCCCAGAACAAUGUUUCGCGAAUGGGCGCUAAGUACAUUUUCUUCACCAUCCGACUACUGGAUGUUCCGAAAAAUUUUUACGCUUCAACUUUGCCUAUCUGGAUUUGCCGAAUAUGUUUUCCACCUUACAAGACUGAACCCUGAUAUCCUAUUCCUUCACAAAGAUUCUGGAAUGGUUAACAUUUCGUACUUCAAAUUCGAUCUCGACGAAUCCACAGGUGAACUGGAAACUAUUAAACCAGUACCGUUCCGUCUUACACCCAAUAUUGCCGAGUUUAUGACAACAUUUGGAGUUCAUGGACCCCUAGUUCAGGGAAUGACCUCUUUGGCAAGAUGUUUAAUCUAUCCUAACUACAAACUAUCUGCUAUUCUUCGAGCUAUACUUCGAGAUGAGAUGGCUUCCUGGAUAAAGAAGAAGCAGGAUGAUCGCGACAUGAUGAACAUCCGUGGUCCCUCAGAUUCUCAAGGCGAAUCUGACAGUGAAGCUGUAAUUAAUAUGGUCACUAAAGCUGUUAAUGCAAUUAUGGCAAGAAUCCAACUGCUAUGCAACUUUGACGGAGUUGAUAAUAAUGUGAGUUCAUUGGUCACGGCUGCUAACUCCCACGAGAAUUUGUGCAGAAUGGACCCUACAUGGCACCCGUGGUUAUAAUUUAUGAAGCAUUUCUCUAAACUUUUUUGUUAUGUGUUUGUACAUGUAAUAAGUUUACAUCUAAUAAAUGUCAUUUUUAUAUUACGA
Messenger RNA from Folsomia candida, 12065 nucleotides. It is a transcript of the gene Nipped-A, whose product is annotated as transformation/transcription domain-associated protein. Lineage: Eukaryota; Metazoa; Arthropoda; Collembola; Entomobryomorpha; Isotomidae. Gene Ontology annotation, cellular component: nucleus; SAGA complex; NuA4 histone acetyltransferase complex. The transcript has 28 exons. The coding region runs from base 258 to 11978 and encodes 3906 amino acids. Gene Ontology annotation, molecular function: protein binding; transcription coregulator activity. Gene Ontology annotation, biological process: DNA repair; regulation of DNA-templated transcription. The record is from RefSeq and is a predicted model, not a curated record.